GGCUUAUCAAUUAAAGUACUUUCCAUAUGUAUAAAACUAUAUUAGAUUAUGCUCAUUUAUAUUCAUGUAUAAAUAUAACUAUUUGUGUGUCAAAUAUAAACAAUGGAACCAAUGAAUAGAGGUGCAAAUACAUGUCUAGUGUGUAGACGUUUGAGAAGAAGAUGUCGUAAUGAUUGUGAAAUUGGCCAAUACUUUCCAUCAAAUAGGAGUGAUGAUUUUCAUAGUGUCCUAAGUCUUUUUGGGUUAACUAACCUUAGGAAAAUCAUGAGAUCUGUAGAAGAACAUCAAAGACAAACUCUUGCAAAUUCUAUUCUCUUGGAAGGCAAAGCUUGGAGACUUUAUCCAGAUAGAGGAUUGUUGGGAUAUAAGAUGGAGUUGGAUGCUCAAAUUUCUUCUACUUUGAAUGAAGUAGAAAUUGCUGAGAAGUUUUUGGCAUAUUUUAAGGAUCAAACAAAUCUAAACAAUGAAAGAGGAGAAUCAAGCAAUAUUGCAUUCAAGAGAAAUGAAGUUAUUGAAGAGAAAGAGUUAAAGAAAGAUGAAAAGGGAAAACAAGCUAUCAUUGAACAAAAUGAACUAGAGAUAUAUGAUGAGGAUGAAGACUUUGCCCCAAAGUAAAAUGGAGAAUUUGAAUAGUGAAAGAUGAUACCCAUGUAGUUAAUUACAUGGUAUUAUUAUUAUUAUUAUUAUUAUUAUUAUUAUUAUUAUUAUUAUUAUUAUUAUUAUUAUUAUUA
Vicia villosa (hairy vetch) is the source of this 731-nucleotide messenger RNA. RefSeq names its product LOB domain-containing protein 9-like. NCBI's taxonomy places the organism in Eukaryota, Viridiplantae, Streptophyta, Magnoliopsida, Fabales, Fabaceae. The record is from RefSeq and is a predicted model, not a curated record. The coding region runs from base 103 to 615 and encodes 170 amino acids. The transcript is spliced from 2 exons.